UAGGGUGGAGCUUCAGUUUGACUGACAGCUGUUUUUUCACUGCGCAGCUGCUUCUUAUGUAGUUGCUUCAUUUAAAAAUAAUAAUAAUUUUAGGAAAAAAACUAACAUUUAAAAAAAGAGAUCUGAUCUUUUUAGAUAACUGAUAGUUGGAAUUUCUGUUUUUUUUUUCUUCAUUCGGUCCUACCUUCCUCAUCCUCUGCCUCACUAAUACUCUCCAUCCCCCUGCAGCUGAGAUAAAGAGGGAACCGCUGUCUUUCCAGAGAUGACAAAAAAAAAGUCUACUCCAGAUGCAGCAGGUGCUCCAGGAGGUCCCGGGGCCCCGGAGGGCGAGGGGGGCCCUCCGGCUGCGGCCCCUAAUCUGACCAGCAACAGGCGACUUCAGCAGACACAGGCACAGGUUGAUGAGGUGGUGGACAUCAUGCGCGUGAAUGUGGACAAAGUGUUGGAGAGGGACCAGAAGCUGUCGGAGCUGGACGACCGGGCGGACGCCCUGCAGGCCGGAGCUUCCCAGUUUGAGAGCAGCGCCGCCAAACUCAAGAACAAGUACUGGUGGAAAAACUGCAAGAUGAUGAUCAUCAUGGGAGUUAUAGGUGUCAUAUUUGUCGGAAUCAUUUUCUUGUAUUUCUUCAAAUGAGCUUCACUUCAAAGAUGACCGCACAGGCCGCAGGACAAGAACACACAACACAGACCCGUCUUCCCUCCAGCUCCUUGUCCUCCUUAUCAGUUUUAACCUCAAUCGUUCUCCUUCAUGAUUCCUGCAGGUUUACAGAGUUCAGCAGCUGAUGAAUGAGGGCACAAGGGGCUUUUCUCUUUCAGUUUGACUUUUAUUUUUUUUAAAUCAAAAUGACUUAAAUAUAGUCUUAGUUAAAUGGAGGCAAAUUUCUGUUUCUGGAGAUGUUGCAGUUUAUGUUUUUGUUAAUGGAGCAUUAUAAGUGCUAUAUAUUUCUGUUUAAUUUUAGACUCAAGAUAAAGGGGAAAUUGUUAAGGCAAGAAUAAUUUUAUUCAUUAUGUAUUGAGUUAACUUAUUUUUUAGGACACUAUAUUUAGCUACAAGUGAAAGUGGAAAUAUUUUUCAAGGAAGUUUUACUUUGAAAAUAUAUUAAAAGUACAUCAUUCAAAAUGACAAUGAUUUUUGGGGGUUGAAUUUGAAGAAGUAAAUUACCUGGAAUAGAAAGACGUGUGUAAUUUUUUUUUACCAUAAAAAUAAGUGCAAGAUGAGAAAUUAUUCAAAAGCCUGAAUCAGAAGAUGUUUGGUGAACUCAUGUCUGCUCUUCUGCUGGCUGUGCAGCUCUUUGCCCUCCUGUCUUAAACUUCCUGUGUUUCUUCUGAAAAGAAGCAGAACUUUCUCAGCUGGUGUUUCUGUCCUUCAUGUUUUAAACCAAACCCCUUGGUGAUUUCCCUGAUUUUAACGUAGGACAUGUUUCUUUACUGAUUUCCUUUGUGUUUGUAAUGUCUUUUCUAACACAUGAACCAGGACUUGGAUCACUGAAGGACUUCUGCAGUGUGGAUGAAUUACAUUUAAAACGCUGAAUGGUUACACGCGACUAUUUGUUCUAUUACACUGAGCGACAGAUGUUUUUGAAUGGGGAGUAUUAAAUUCAUGUUUGCAAUCAGUUUGCAGUUUGGCUUCUUAUUUGUUGUAAAAGCAAAAUAUUUCAGUUGCAUUAUAAAACCAAAAUAAAUGGAUCAUCAGAUUCAGCAAAAAAUAUCCUUGUAAUGUUUUUGCUGUGCAACAAAAUGUUAAAUCUCUGUUAAAUUUAACGCUCAGCUUUUUAUUGUGUUUGGAUAAAAUGUUUAGACAAAACUCUGCUCUCUAAGUGUUGUUUUCUAGGAGUGCUUUUUAAAUUCUACUUUCAUUUUCAAUGGAAAUAUGUAUUAAAGUGCAAUUUCCUGAUGUUGAUCUGAGGGAUGUGUCUCGGGAAUUCCAAACCCUUUUGGGGGGGGGGGGGUUGUCCCUUAGAUUUUAUCAGUUUGAACUUUUUUUAUGAAGCACCAAUUCAAAAUAGAUAAAGGUAAAAAUUCUCACAUGGAUUUCUCUCACAAUAUUGUGUUUGUAACCCAUUUUCAUCUGUUCCAGUGCUUUGAGACACAGACUUUGUUUUUCAAUAAAAAAGGCUGCUGGGAAGGAAGAAAAAAAAAAAAAUCACUGGGAGAAUCUCA
Messenger RNA from Oryzias latipes (Japanese medaka), 2160 nucleotides. Its product is annotated as vesicle-associated membrane protein 3-like. The record is from RefSeq and is a predicted model, not a curated record. Gene Ontology annotation, biological process: vesicle-mediated transport. Gene Ontology annotation, cellular component: membrane. Lineage: Eukaryota; Metazoa; Chordata; Actinopteri; Beloniformes; Adrianichthyidae.